AUGUGUGUGUGUAUAAUGUACCAGUGUAAUGUACCAGCUCUGUGUUGUAGUCCUGUUUCAGUGUUGUGUUGUUCCUCUCCAGACCCCCAGGAUGACAAUAAGAUCGGUAUCGAUGGGAUCCAGCAGUUCUGUGAUGACCUCACCCUGGACCCGGCCAGUAGGAGUGUUCUGGUGGUGGCCUGGAAGUUCCGUGCCGCCACACAGUGUGAGUUCAGCAGGAAGGAGUUCCUCGACGGCAUGGCCGAGCUGGGCUGUGACAGUCCAGAGAAGCUGAAGUCUCUGCUCCCCAGACUAGAACAGGAAGUCAAAGACACGGCCAAGUUUAAAGACUUCUAUCAGUUCACCUUCAACUUCGCCAAGAACCCUGGACAGAAGGGACUAGACCUGGAGAUGGCUGUAGCCUACUGGAACCUGGUUCUAACAGGUCGAUUCAAGUUCCUGGACCUCUGGAACAGGUUUCUAUUGGAGCAUCAUAAGCGGUCGAUCCCCAAAGACACGUGGAACCUGCUACUGGACUUUGGCAACAUGAUCGCAGACGACAUGUCCAACUACGACGAGGAAGGUGCUUGGCCUGUCCUCAUAGACGACUUUGUGGAAUUUGCCCGGCCAAUCGUGACAGGGGGCAAGCGUAAAACCAUAUAGGUCAUACCCAGUUCCCAGCAGGGGCUGAGGAUUUUAUACACACCAGCCAAAAAGAGACUUCUACAAGACUGUCCAAGUUUGUGAGACUGAGCUGCCAAUCAGGGGCCGGGGAGCGACAUGACAGCCAAUCGGAGAGAAGGAAAACAGGAAGAGGAAGUUAUCUUUUUCUUUGUUUUGGGACUGAGUCACUCCGGGAGGCGGGCUGUCAGCAGGAGGUGGGAUCGUCGCGGAGCUAUGAGCUCUGCUCCCAUUGGCUGGCUGGAUCAGACUGAUCGGCCAACGACUACAGUACCCAUACACCAGCCACCAUCAGAUCAGUGGGGGUGUCUAUAGAUUCUAGAACUGUUGCUCUGGUCCCACCCCCCCGCCCCCUCCUUACUAAAGAAGGACCAGGGAGAGCAAACAGAACGGCAGAGAGGGACGGUUUGCUCUCUGCAGGAGGGUGUGAUAUUUGAUCCAGUGGAGGCUGUUGAGGGGAGGACGGUUCAUAAUAAUGGCUGGAACGGAGCGAAUGGAACGGCAUCAAACACCUGGAAACCACGCGUUUGAUGUAUUUGAUACCAUUCCACUGAUUCAGCACCAGUCAUAACCAUGAACCUGUCCUCCCCAAUUAGGGUGUCACCAACCUCCUGUGGUCUGCUCCCACAGUAGUAAGACGUGUCCUCUCUGCCGGCCCAUGGUGAAUGAACUAGGAGCUUGGAGGUUCUGCAUGUGUUUCUGGUUGAGCGUCAAGCGGCUGGACGGAACGACAACAACUUUUUUAUUAUUAUCAUUGACUUUCUUCUCAUCGAAUCAGAGGUGAGGGGUGUGGUCGUCAUCCAAUGUUCUCAUCCAAUCCAACGUCAGUGUAAUGUUCUGCUUCCAUUUCAAUCUAACGUGUAAAAGUUUAGUCAGUUUUGUUGUUAAUAUGUGAGGUUCAGAGUCUAUAUAAACAAAGCGUCUGAGAGUGGGAGUGCUGAUCUGGGAUCAGUUUAGCCUUUUAGAUCAUAAUGAAUACUAGAAAGGACCAGAUCCUAAGUGCUGAUCUGGGAUCAGGUUAGCCUUUUAGAUCAUAAUGAAUACUAGAGAGAGGACCAGAUCCUAGUGCUGAUCUGGGAUCAGUUUAGCCUUUUAGAUCAUAAUGAGUGAGAUCACAUGAACAGAGAGGACCUGAUCCUAGAUCAGCACAACAACUCUGAGACGCUUUAGGAAUACAGGCCCAGUUCAGAUCCACUGGUAUUCAGAUAGAACCGGACCGACCGACAGAGCAGCAUGCUUCAAAGCUCAACACCAGCAGAAAUACUAUGGCUACAGUUGGAACAGACUGUAACCAUAGGAUUCAUGUAUAGAUAUACCAUUUUAGAAUAAUGAAUAUGAUACAAUAUAAAGAGAACACGAUGACAUUUAUAAUCAUGAGAGAGGGGAAGACGUAUUUGAAAUGCGUACGAGGUCCUCAGAUUUCUAGGCCGCGUCCCAAACUGUACCCUAUUCCCUAUAUAGUACUGGUCAAAAGUAGUGCACUAUAUAGGGAACAGGUUUGCCCAUUUGGGAUGUGCCAUGUCUCCAAGCUUUCUGUUUGUUUGGGUGUAACUGUUGACAUCACCAGAGACCUUGACUGUCGGUCUGUCAUUUAUUUUAUUUUCACAAGCAACGCACAGGAAGUUGAAUCUAUGAAUCGUAUUCAGUCAACAACACUGUAUAUAGUUCAUAGUUGAAUCUGUGAAUCGUAUUCAGUCUACAACACUGUAUAUAGUUCAUAGUUGAAUCUGUGAAUCGUAUUCAGUCUACAACAAGGUAUAUAGUUGAAUCUAUGAAUCAUAUUCAGUCUACAACACUGUAUAUAGUUCAUAGUUGAAUCUAUGAAUCAUAUUCAGUCAACAACACUGUAUAUAGUUCAUAGUUGAAUCUAUGAAUCAUAUUCAGUCUACAACACUGUAUAUAGUUGAAUCUAUGAAUCGUAUUCAGUCUACAGCAGCAGUUUAAAUCUAAUGUUAUUGGUCACAUACAGGUGUUUAGCAGAUGUUAUUGCAGGUGCAGUGAAAUGCUUGUCAACACACCCCACUUCUUUGUUUUUAAACUGUUUCAGUUGUUAGUGUUGUUUUGGUUGGUCGUCAUGGGUUACUGCUAGCCAGCCCAGUGAAGUGAAUGUUAUAGUACUUCAUCAGACCAGACUGAGACUUGUCUACUAGCUACUACACACACAUACACAUACACACACACACUGUGUGGUUAUAGUACAUCAUCAGACCAGACUGAGACACACACACACACACACACACUCUGUGUGGUUAUAGUACAUCACCAGACUGAGACACGUCUACUAGCUACUACACACACAUACACAUACACACACACUCUGUGUGGUUAUAGUACAUCAUCAGACCAGACUGAGACUCGUCUACUAGCUACUACACACACAUACACAUACACACACACACACACACACACACUCUGUGUGGUUAUAGUACAUCAUCAGACCAGACUGAGACACGUCUACUAGCUACUACACACACACACCUCAGUAACAGACAUGUAUCCUCUAACGCAGCAGGUAAUAGAAGUUCUCCUUCAUUCUCUGGAAAUGUUCCUGAGAUUUUGGGCUGCACCUCGUCUGUCUCCCAAACGGCACCUUAACGUUGUGCACUAUGGAGGGAAUAGGGUGCUGUCUGGGAGGUGUGUCUAAGUUACACUUGUUAUGUCACAUGUUCUUAGACAAUUGCACUCCCAUCUGGGGGAGGUAAUAAAAACCCUCUGUUCAGUGUUGACGUGUACCGACAGGAGAAGACUGAGACUAUGGAAGAGAAGACUGAGACUAUGGAAGAGAAGACUGAGACUAUGGAAGAGAAGACUGAGACUAUGGAAGAGAAGACUGAGACUAUGGAAGAGAAGACUGAGACUAUGGAAGAGAAGACUGAGACUAUGGAAGAGAAGAGAGAUGUCCUUGUUUCUCCUCUGAACGUCCUACACAACGUGGUACACUACGCUACGCACUGAGUGUCCAAUGUGUUGACUCUCUGUGCCUCAGUCAUAUUCAGCUCAUCACGUCAGUAUUAUUUAAAUUAAACAUUUGUCAUCUUUCUGUAUGGAGACAUUAUACAUGACUUUGUUUUGGCAAAGGUCCCGUCAAUAAAGCAUGUUGUUUUUAACGAAAAUGAAA
This is a messenger RNA of Salvelinus fontinalis (brook trout), 3778 nucleotides long. Its product is annotated as DCN1-like protein 2. Bases 1 to 642 code for a protein of 213 amino acids. Gene Ontology annotation, biological process: positive regulation of ubiquitin-protein transferase activity; protein neddylation. Gene Ontology annotation, cellular component: ubiquitin ligase complex. The record is from RefSeq and is a predicted model, not a curated record. Gene Ontology annotation, molecular function: cullin family protein binding; ubiquitin-like protein binding; ubiquitin conjugating enzyme binding. The transcript has 5 exons. NCBI's taxonomy places the organism in Eukaryota, Metazoa, Chordata, Actinopteri, Salmoniformes, Salmonidae.